Messenger RNA from Nylanderia fulva, 1380 nucleotides. RefSeq lists its product as uncharacterized. NCBI's taxonomy places the organism in Eukaryota, Metazoa, Arthropoda, Insecta, Hymenoptera, Formicidae. The record is from RefSeq and is a predicted model, not a curated record.
CAACCCAAUCACGAUCGAUCUACCUCGAUCCCGACGCGUCGUCCGGCUAUCGUCCUUUGAACUCGCACGUGAGAAUAAGGAGAGAGAGAGAGAGAGAGAGAGAAGGAUAGAGACGAAAGUCAAUCUCCUUUGAUCCAUAAUACGUUUCUAGUCAUCCGUUCGUGAUGAGAUUGUCGUGAAAGACCGAUUUUCGCGGACAUCAUAUACAAUCUCAUUCUCUAUCAUCGAUAUCGGCGUUUCGUCUUUGGCGCGCUGUCAUAAUCGAUAAUCUUCUGGGCAGAUCUCGCUUUCGUACAAUACGCUCGAAAUGCGCAUACAGAGCAUAAGGGGACGAUGGGCAGUCCUUGCCGUAGUUUGCGUGGCUAAUUUACGAUUAGCUUUCUGCGAGAGCGAAUCGGGAAGUGAGGGAAAGAUCCACUCGGAGGAACCGCGACAACACACAUGUUGCGCUCGGCACGAAAAGAUGAUCGACGUCGGAUACGGGAUAUCCGGAGAAGUUAUCCAAAUCGAUGCUGGACACUGCCGAAAAUUAUGCCCGCGACACGUGUCCGACGAUCCCGGGGAUGCAAGUCGUCCAGCAGUGCAGAAAUGUUCGCCGGAGUCCCGUUGUCGUGCGAGGGCCGCCAAGUUGGAGAGAGUGUCGACGUUGCAGGGUGUUCGUGUCAUCGAGGCUAUAGAUGCCUGCGAGUGUUCGCCAGAAACGUCCUGCAAAAAAGAAGCCUACAUCCAUCUAGUGCAUUCCGGAACACCGCAUCAAACCGUCGUAGAUACUGGGGUUUGCAUCGGUCAUUGCGGCAAAGAUCUUGGUUGCAAGCCGGUACGAAAUAAUACAAUCAGCGUUAAAGGGCCAAAUGGUGAUGAAAUCUACCAAGUGGUGGAGAAAUGCGGCUGUGCCGGUAAUUGUCACCGGAUGGAUCAUAUGGAAACCGUGUUGGAUUACAGCGAAGUGACAAUUAAAGAGGGCACAAACACGACCGACGUGAGACCCGUAGUCCGACAAAUCAAUGUCGGACAAUGCGUUGGAACGUGUCCCGGAAACGAGACGGAAACAUGCCUUUUACGUGACAAGAAAGAGCCGUUCAGAUGUCUGGCCGGGAUAUACUCCAAGCAGCAUACCUGCACACCAACCACAUUUAAAGUGCACGAGUACAGAACCCGACGAGGUGCAAAGAGAGAAAUCAUUCAAAUCACCCAGUGUGCCUGCAUCUAGACUGAAAUUACAGCAUAUGAGUGUUGUCAUGUUCAAGUUAAAUCAAGGAUGAGAAAAAGAGAGAAAAAUGUACAAUACAGUGUGUUAAAUAUACUUUGCAUACUCAUGUUCCUAGGUACAUCAUGUACUAAUUUAUCAUGGCUGAAUAAAUCAACGAUGUCUUCAAGGAG